AUUUUUUAUUAGAGAUCUUGGUUUUUUGAAGGAAAUUCUGCUUUGCUUUUAUUCUGUUGGCAACCAGAAGUGCAGGAAUGCAGUUUGUAUCUAAAUGUAGGUCCUUGAGGUUUUUAUUUCUAUUGUUCACUGGAGCUUAGUCAAGCAAAGGAAGCUGACAAGGUUGAGCUACUGAAGUGCUUGCAGUAUAAGUCCUGGGCUACAGCUCAUUCCAUUCACCCACUGAAUAAGAGGCAGAGGUCACACAGCAUUCCUGAGGCUAAGGGUUCCCGAAGCCCAGCCUGGACACUGUGCUGCCCAGCCCUCUCAGAGCUCUAUUUAAGCCAUCAAGUUUGAGCUGUAAGCCUUUGUGAGCCCUGGCACAGAAGUACAUACUUGUUCUAUGAGUAGGCAAAAAGCAAAACAGCACAUAACCAAUAGUCUCAUGGAUUAAAGAUGCUGUACUCAGAAAUAUUGAUAGGUUUAGCAGACUGUUAAAAAACAGUAGACUGUUUUUUAAAGAUGUGCUGGUGCCCCAUCUGUUUUUCCUAAGAGAGCACAACUUACACUUCACAAAACCUUCAAUGGCACACAUAUGGAAGAAUCAUCCUCAUUCAGAAAAUGCUUUGCCCCUAAAAUCCAAGGUAUUUGUUGUAGUAAACAUGACCCACCCACUUCAUGUUUCAAGUGUAAUUUCCGUAUGUUUAUGUCACUGCUGCCAUAUGUGCUCUUGGCCACCUUCCUGAUUUCUGUGUCUCACUAUGAAAUACUCAGAUACUGUAGGCUGUUGGGACUACAGUAAACCUUUAAAUGCCUUUUGCUGCUGGCACACAGAUGCACAAAUGGAAGAAACUGCAAGUUUCUUGUAAACUGUAAUAAAUUCAACACACAUUUGCUUUGCAAAUCCCAAAGGGGAUUAAAACAUGUCCCCUUGAAAUACAAAAUUAUCUCUACUGUCCAUUUCAAAAGAGACUCUGUCUCAGUGUAGCCAUAAAUGUCACAGAGGAUGUACUUUGAAUGGAAAUAAAAUCACACUUAUCUGUCUAGUUUCAUGGAAAAUGCCAUGGGACUCUCAGAGAUGGAGAUCUUGACCACUUCUGACAUGAAGAACAGCUAAGAGCAUCACUCAGCACCACGUUGGGGAUUAUUCAUAAACUACUGGUUGUCAUCUGUGCUGAUUACUGCAAUGCCUUCCAGUGCAAUUCCAGUGUGCAGUGAUGUAGCUGCCUGGUCAGCCUGCAACAUCACCUCUACAGAAGUAGAGCAGAGUGCCAGUAAAAACAAAAAGAAAGCUGCACAUAUGCAGAAGUUGUAGCUGCUGUUGAUGUGAACACUCUUGCCAAUGAUGUUUAUAAAUACAACUUUCCCAGCACACCGCUAUGGGCAAAGACUAUUGAGGGCAUAACAUUGAAAGAAUUUGACAGCUUAUCUUUUGAUAUGAUUUUGAUGAGUCCUCCCUGUCAGCCAUUUACAAGAAUUGGCCUGCAAGGUGAUGUGUCUGAUCCACGGACAAAGAGCUUUCUCUAUAUCCUUGAGAUUCUCCCAAGGCUUCAGAAGCUUCCAAAAUACCUACUUUUAGAAAACGUUAAAGGAUUUGAAUCCUCUUCUGCAAGGAAUGAACUUUUGCAAACACUAGCAACAUGUGGAUUUAAAUAUCAGGAAUUUCUCUUGUCUCCAACCUGUCUUGGCAUUCCCAAUUCUAGGCUGCGGUAUUUCCUAAUUGCAAAGCUUCACCAAGAACCAUUUUCCUUUCAAGCUCCUGGUCAAAUAUUGACAAGAUUCCCAGAUCAGGAUCUGGAAGAUUUACUCAAGGAAAAAGUUGCUGACGAAGUGGGUGAAACCAGUUCUUCUUUGUCCUCUGAGGAGAAGAAUCUGGAUCCAAAUAUUGGUCCAGAUUGCAGCAGCAAGAAGAGUUUACCAAAAGGGGCCUUUCUAUUUAAGCUUGAAACCGUAGAAGAAAUGAAAAGGAAACAUAAUCAGGAUAAUGAUUCCUCUAUUCAAAUGCUGAAAGACUUCUUGGAAGAGGAAAACAAAGAAAUGAGUCAGUAUUUCUUACCACCAAAGUCCUUGCUACGCUAUGCUUUCUUGUUAGACAUUGUUAAACCCACCUGCCGAAGAUCCACAUGCUUUACAAAAGGGUAUGGACACUAUGUGGAAGGGACUGGCUCAGUUCUGCAGACAGCAGUAGAUGUACAGCUUGAAUCAGUGUUUAAACACAUUGAUGAAUUACCAGAAGAAGAGAAGCUUAUGAAAUUGUCAACACUAAAACUGAGGUACUUUACUCCAAGAGAAAUAGCAAAUCUUCAUGGAUUCCCUUCAGAAUUUGGUUUUCCUGAAAAGGUAACAGUAAAGCAACGCUAUCGUCUUCUGGGAAACAGCCUCAAUGUACACGUGGUGGCAAAAUUGAUCUCCAUUCUACUUGAAUAAUUUAGGACCUGAAACUGAUGCAUAUGGACUGGUGACAGAAAAUACUUGCAUCUUUUAGGAGAAAGCUGAUGGAACCUGGACAAAAACCAGAGUUUACCAAGAUAUUUGUCCAGACAUUUUGCUGAGCAGUUUUGUUAUGUUUUUAAUAACGUGCAUUCAUAAUGGAUUUGAACUGUACAGAUGUUUUAUUUAAAUGGCAGUUUACAGGACUUAUUUGCUUUAUUUAAAUGUUCUUAUUAGUUUGCAGAAUGAAAAAGAGCAGCAUAUGCAAAUACUUCAAUGAGAAAGGAUAAGACUAUUGUAUUUUAUUUUUUUGCCUUAAAACCAUUUUCUAAGGGCUGUGUGAAGCUGUUUUAAUUAGGUAUAGAGACCAGGUUGUACGUGUAAAAUAUCUUCAUCUUUAAAUGUAAGUGAUCCAUUCUGAAAAGAUUUACUGUAUAUAUGAUCUGAAAUUUUGAUGUGAUUUUUGUACCUCAUGAAAUUAUUAAAUUCAGUAUUUUAUAUACAA
Molecule: messenger RNA, 2914 nt
Organism: Oenanthe melanoleuca
Lineage: Eukaryota; Metazoa; Chordata; Aves; Passeriformes; Muscicapidae
Gene: TRDMT1
Product: tRNA aspartic acid methyltransferase 1
Exons: 11
Coding region: 1417-2406 (329 amino acids)
Molecular function (GO): methyltransferase activity
Source: RefSeq, a predicted model, not a curated record